Messenger RNA from Bombyx mandarina (wild silkworm), 3243 nucleotides. RefSeq names its product post-GPI attachment to proteins factor 2. NCBI's taxonomy places the organism in Eukaryota, Metazoa, Arthropoda, Insecta, Lepidoptera, Bombycidae. Gene Ontology annotation, biological process: GPI anchor biosynthetic process. Gene Ontology annotation, cellular component: endoplasmic reticulum membrane; Golgi membrane. The record is from RefSeq and is a predicted model, not a curated record.
UGAGUCAGGAAUACCGUAGUUCUUUUACUGAUUCAGAAAACUAAAUGUAUUUGCCUUUACACGAUGUUUCUGAAACAAAAUAUUACUUUCGUAUUUCAGCAAAAGUGUGCUUCCUUACCGUUUCAGUACCAUUAGUUGCUUUCCUUUGUUGUGUGAUAAUAACGAUGGUUAAAGAUUUUGAAGAAGCGAAUAAUACACACUGUAAAGUGCCAAAUAUAUUUCCCUCAAUAUCAGCGUCUGUUGGUAACUUCGAACCCCAAAGUACGAUAUGGAAAACCGCAAUUUACAUACAUGCACCUCUCAGGUUUUACAUUAUAUCGUUGCGAUGGAAAUAUUAUAAAAAGGUUAUUAGAUCCGAAUGUUUAUUUUUAGUUAAUUUAGCUGUAACUCUAAAUGUGCUGGAAAACCUGUCCCUACUAGGCUUAACACACUGGACAUCUUCUAGCAAUUAUCCAUAUCAUGAAUCUUGUUUCAAAACAUUCAUUGGUGCAUCAGUAUUCUAUAUGCUAUUAACAUGCAUUAUGCUUUCAAAUUGUCGUCGGAGAUCUAAGUUAACAAAUAAAGAGAAAUACUCAGUUAAGUUGAAAUGGAGAGCUUUCUCUCUUAAUGUUACUUCAUUUGCAUGUGCAGCAAUAUUCUUUUUAAGGCACAAUAGAUUCUGUGAGCCUUAUGUCUACUCAAUGUUUGGUUUUUCGGAGUACAUAGUAGUUAUGAGCAACAUUUUAUUCCACUUAACAAGUGUGUACGAUCUUCAAAUAAAGUUCAUUUAUUUGACAAAAAGAGGCCUGAUAACUGAGUAAUAGUAGAUCGGGAAAGAGGAAAAGAUUAUGAGAAUAUACUACAUCAAAUAACUUCAAAUUGAAACUAUUGCAACUUUAAUUAGAAUAUAAUUUUAAUUUCAACAAUUAUAAUUAAUUACAAUAAUAGAAAACUUAUUCAAUAAUUAGCUUAUUCAAACCAAUGGUUGAAGGCUGUGAAAAAGGUUGCUAAAGUGCAAUUUACAUUUUUAAUAUGUGUUUAGAUUGUAGGGAAAUGUCACCAUGUUCUAGAAUAACAAUAUUUUAAUGGAAAACAAAGGAAAGAGUAAAUAUAUAAAUACUUUUACAAUGAGAAAACCUCAUUAUAAUAAGCUCAUUUCCUGUUUCAUUAACCAACACCUCGGCAUUUAAAUUUACUUGAAGUAACCUAUUCCUCUUGUUUUUUUAUAAAAUUUACGAAAGGAAAGCUGACAGUCCCCAAGAGAACAAUAGCCCAACAAUCCAAACUAAAAAAUAAAUAAAUUACAAACAAGAUGAGAAUAUUGUACUUUAAUACAAACUUCACUGUUUUUUCUUGAUUUAUUUGUAAAUUGAGUUUGACAUCAUUGGCAUUUUCUUUCAAAAGCAGCUGUCAAUUACUAACAAAAUGAUGCAGCAAUUAAUGUCGUACUCUUCCUAAACAGGCAUAGUACAAACAUCACAAUCACUGCAUAAAUGCAGCACCGCAGUGGUUUUGAACUGUUUAAUAUUUACUAACAUACGGUUGGUACGCCAGCCUGAGAAAUGACAAUUUUCUUUAGAAAAAAACAGCAAUUUAAUUUAAAAUAUUUCAUUGGUUCUUAAAUUUAUUCAUCUCAAAAAUUAGAUGUGUAUUGGAUUUAUGAAAUUUUGAAAUCAAUGAUAGAUAAUCAGCGGACUUAAUUUGUUGAUAAAUAAGUAUGGUAUCUAAUCUAACUUGAACUUAUUUCAGGAUUUUUAACAAAAAUGAAUCAUUCGAAAUGCCUUUAAAAGAACAUUAAAUUUAUUAAUUCAGAUCCGGUAUUAUAUUUAAUAAUAUUUGAUAUGAGCAGUUAUUAGUUUUAUAUUUAAAAAUAACAUAGUACAUACCUCUGUUCAAUUAAAAUGCUUUCUAGAAAAUGUAAAAUAUGAAAAUAAUCAUGUUACAAACUUAUUUAAAAGCAAAUUUAAAAAGAUUAAAAAAAAAAUAAGCUGUACUUAUUUGUAAAUUCAGUAUUUAUUUUUGGAUUUUAGCACCAUUUAGUUUUGAGUAAUAAAUUUUAAAUGCGUAUUUUACAUUUUAUGACCAUAAAUCUGUUUACUUUUAAUAGCCAUUAUUUAAUUUUAGCCAUGCCUAUUUCAGUCUUUGAUUACUUAUUGUAUAAAAAUUCGUUCACAAAUAUUGUGAAGUGCUAAAAAUAAAUAAUGGAUAAUAGAACUUCAAUGAUUAACAAGUGCAGAAUUUUUUUUCGAUUUCCGCGAGUCAUCGACAUGAUUAAAAUAAAAUUUAAUCAUUCUGAUAUUAUCAAUAUUUUUUUAUAUCAUUCCUACUGCUAUAUUAAAACGAUGGAUGAAUUAAGUUGAUUUUUGCCUAUUUUUAUUGAGAUACUUAAAUAUACAAAUGUACAUUUGAAUUAAUAUGACAUACAUUCAACUAAGACUGAAAUUGUGUUGUAGUUUGGGGAUGGUGAACUGAUGUCACCCGACUAUAUAUCGCACCUUUGGAAUCAUAGAAAUUCAUUUCCAAAUUUUUGAAUUUCAACUUUAAUUCAAAAAUGUACUUAGAACGACCCUUUUCAGCGACUACUAAUCAAAUGUCCAAAAGCAGCAUAAAAGGUACAAACUUAUCCAUCGGUCUCUUUCACUUUGUCCCCUUCCUCAACGUCUUUUCGGUUUGGAAACUUUAUUCGAUCUUUUCCAAAAAACACAUUUUUUGAGUUGGGUUUAUAAUUCUAAAGGUGCGAUAUGGUCACUGAACAAUUUUAGUUCAUAACUAAUUUCACUAUGAUGAAUUACGAACAAAAGCGAUUGAGCCGUAGCCGUAGACGAACGUAUAUAAUUAUGUCAAUUUUAAAGAUGAAUUUUAAUUCACUUAUAAAUUGAUUGCCGGUGACUAAUUCAGCGUACAUUCUGCUAAUUACAUGAAUACUUAGUUUAAAAUGUAAAUAAAAACGCAUGAAUAACAAAUGAAAGUAACAAUGUAUUUUUAUCAUGCUGAAAAUUGUCGAGAUAAAGCGAACUUUUAGGGUGCCAUUCCACCGGAGCGGAGAAACGGAGAAAUAUUAACCAAUAAGAUUGCACAAAAUCAUUUUGCAAUCUUUUGAUUUUGAUUUUGUGCAAUCUUAUUGGUUAAUAUUUCUCCGUUUCUCCGCUCCGCUCCGGUGGACAGGCAGCCUUAAAAUUGUAUUGUCGUAGAUCCAUGCGUGUGCAAAUUUUCAAAUUAAUCGCACGUCUUGAGAUCGGUGAAAAUAACGUUUAAAAAUUACAC